AUGAAGCUGGACUUGAAAAACUACUUCCUCGGCCAAUUCCUAAAGCAGCUGACCCUGAAGCCCAGUGACUUGGUGUUCUUGUGCAACCUGGACACCCACGUCAAAUUCCGGGCCGCCAUGGCCAACAAAGCCAUUUUCGGAACUUUGGGAGAAACAACCCGUUUGAUGAUCACAAUGCUUGCGACGGUUGUCUUUGGCUGUCAAAGUGAUGGGCCUUUGAAGUCAUGCUUGAAGUCCACGUCAGAUCCGUUGGAAGUGGUGAACAAUUGCCAAUUUUUGGCGGAUGCUUUGUCGGAGAUCUCCGCCAAGAACAAAGAUGAAAGUGCAGGUCACCCAGACUCCGCUGGUGAAAAGAAACAGGGUGAUUCGCAAAAAGUCGACGACGAUGAUGAUGGCAUCGAAACCUCUCUGAACGACUUGGUCACUCCUGAGCAGCUGGAAGCGGAUGAUUCCGGAAAGCUGGAAGUUUGGUUGGAUUUUUUGAAGAACAAAUUCGACAGCUUCGUGACCCUUGUCAUUGACCAGGACACCGUCGGUGAUCUGAAGUCUGUUGUGGAAAAAUGCGAGAUUUUGCAGAAAGUGGAAGGGCCUGCAAUGCUGCUUUUUGACUCAAAAAUCGCAGGUGAGGCAUCGUCGAACCCAAACUGUCGACUGCCUCCUUUCCAAGGGAAAAUGCUUCGGCGCUAUGUGCAAACCUUCACCGCACUCCGUGGCAACGGUGGAGACACAGAGGUGCAGGAAGGUGACCUGCGUCGCACUGACAUGAUCGCCUAUAUGGAUGGAAGCCGUCCGGGAAAUGAUAGUUCCGUCAACGGAUGCCUGGUGGACACCAAUGGAAGGUCCAUGAACAAGGUGAAGCAAAAUUUCACUUUGGUAUAUGAUGAAGAGUCACUGGGCGAUCGAAAAGAAAAAGUCAGGGGAUUUGUGCAGCAAACUGAGAACCUCAAUGUCUUUACCCUCGAUGGUUUGCAGCUGCAGAAACAAUCCCGCAAACACUACAGUGGGACCAAUCUCGGAUCCAACAUCGGCCCCAUUCGAGCUCUCGGCUACGACGACCCUGCUUGCUGGAGACUCUCGUUGGCUGACAAGAAACUGUUGUACUCCGAGAAGGGCAAGAUCCUCACUGGGGGAGCAUGUGGUGAAGAGAACAAGGUAGCAAAACCUACUUUUGCGGAUGGGAUGGAGCCCGUGUCGUGGCACUGUUCCAGCCCGACAUUGCUGGCGGAACUGUUGCACAGUUUCCGCCCGAAGGUCGUGUUCCGUUGCCCGGAAUCCGAUCACCUCCUCAUCCUGGAGGCCAUCAAGCAGAAGAUUCCGGUGGUCAGCAUUGUCUGGUCAUCUCACCACGAGAAACUCCUGAAGCAAAAGUGUCUCAAGGCAUUGUGGCAGUGCAUGGUGGAUCCAAAUUGCCCAGAUCUGUACGAAGUUCAGUUGGCAGCACUUCUCAAUGAGGGCGGCAAAAUUGACGAACCACCUUUGAAGAAACCCCGCAAGGUCAAGAACAAGGCUGAGUCUGCCGAAGCUGCCGGUGCCGAGUCGAAGGCAGAUGGCGAAGCUGCCGGAAGUGCAGAUGGCGAAGGUGCUGCCGGUGCCGAGUCGAAGGACCCGAAGAAGAAAGGUGGCAGGCCUCCCAAAGAGGCGUCAAGCGCAGCGGUUGCUGCCAGAGAUGCCCUACUGAAGAGCUUAGCGGGCUGA
Messenger RNA from Cladocopium goreaui, 1695 nucleotides. Lineage: Eukaryota; Dinophyceae; Suessiales; Symbiodiniaceae. The record is from the annotation of a GenBank genome assembly.